CUGCAGAAGCUUCAUCGGCGUCAGGCGAUCUAGACUGACGGAAAAGUUUUCUGAAAAAGAAAGUACGAGUCACAGUUUGAUACCGGCUCUGCACUGUAGAGAGAUAUUGGCACGAAAGAACUGUCUUUCGGUUUCAGAAGCAGACGACGUGGCAGUAGUGAGGUGGCUAGCAGACGACGUGGACUUGAUCGAGCUGGAAGGCAACAAACGAACGCACGCGAGGUGGCGUACGAACUAGAAGACGAAGGACUAACAGCACCGUUGUGUGUUACUGCUCUUUAAAAAACACUGAGAAUAAUUUCGAGUGAGGAUAGACUAGCUGGUUUUCUAUUGUUUGUCGCCUAGUGGUCGAAAAGAAAAGUUCUUCGGAUUUUAGCUGGUCGUGUUUUUGAUAUCCGAGGUACACAGGCACAAGGACUUCGAAGACUCUAAGGCAGCUGUUCAGAUCGAUUCGGGUGUCUUGUGCACGGAACUAAGAAGUGUUGCUAAGAGACUGCACGUAGACAGAAAGGUGUCCUGUGGUUCAACAUUCCUUUGUUUGGUGCUGCACAGAGAGACAAAGAAGAAGAAGAUUGUCAGACACUCAACAAGAAAAUAUUACUUCUGCUUUAGACGCAAAGCGUCGUCUGCGACAGCGGUACGCCAGACGAAACAGACGUCUACGCAAGUUACAGAAGUCACCGUAAUCGGUUGCAUUACCCGUCGAUGCACGCGUUCUCUUUGUGGUGGAAGGUGCUCGCGGGAAGUCGUCGGAGCCAAGCCAAGACUAAGACGCGCUCCAAGACGAAGACGAGCCAAGCGAAGCCCGAAGACUCGUCCGCCACGGCCCCGCAAGGGCGACAUGGGCCUCGCAGGGGCCCCGUCUCCGCCGACGCUCACGGAGCCGGCGGGGACGGCUUCGUCGGAAGCGUCCUCGGCACCGUCGGAGUUCGGAGGCUGAAAAUCAUGACGUCGAGGAGCCGCGUGUGCGGCAACAAGUACAAGGUCAACAACCAGAACCUGGAGAAGUUCGAUCAGAUCCUCGCGAAGAUUCCUGAAGGUGAGAAGACCAAAGCAACUUUGUCCACGGCUUCCCUGCCAGAGAGGCGCGAAGAUGUUUGCCGCUCGCCGGUCCAGUCACCGGAGAGAUUCGGUCCAGACAUCAGUCCGUCCGCUACAAUGGGCAGUUCGGUGACGGCCGAGUACGAGCUCUUCUGCAAGGCGUUCCACAGCGAGGCCAAGCAACUGCUACCCGAGGAGGAACAGGAAAAGGUGGCCGUGAACCCGAUGCGACAGUUGCUCCAGCAGGCCUCCGAAGCUGCCGCCAGGGGUCUGCAGCUGCAACGAGUCACCACCGCGGCCGGCACGCCCCCUGCUGCCACCCCCGGCGGAACCGGGACGCGCACUCCGGACACGUACGCAGCGCCAUCAGCGUUAACGACGAACGCCUUGGUUGACGCCACUACCGCCUGAUAUCACAGGGCUUUGCGAUAACGUUGGCACCACAUAUAAAGUAUUUACGUAAAUUCACUGUACGCUAUUUUCUUGCAGUAUUCUGAGCUUCCACUAAUAGCAUUAUUCGGAGCUUCAGCACUGUUACAGCUUGCUGUAGCCCUAUGCACAGCUUCUGGAGAUAAACAGAGUGAUACAAGACGCAGCUUUUCAUUGUGCUGGUCAUACAACAAUAUGGCAACCUCGAUGACGUCACUGCAUAAGGAUAAUAAUACAUUCCUGCAGGAGCAUAUUCUGUUCAUAACUUUUUAGGAGUAAUUUGCUGUGUGAUUAGUGUGGAGUUACCAUUGGAUCUUCGUUUAUUUAUAUUACUGUAUUCUUCUUUUAGCUUGCCUUUCAUGUGUAAGUGUGAGCAAUAUGAGAGGUUCUACUAAAAUAACCUUUUAAAGGUCAUACCUCCUAAAGGCGACACCUAAUACUCAAGCGGAAAGGUAUCUCUCGCAAUUCAUUACGUUUCAUUCAUAUCCAUACAUAUAAUUGAUAUCAAUAAAAUUUUCGCUGUUCGAAACCCUCUUCAGUGUUCUUUCUCAAAUUGCUCACAGCUGUAUAUACAUUAAUGUUUUCUUUAUACAUAGGGGUGCGGGAAUAUUCGAAAAUUUCGAAUAACGAAUCGAAUAGCAUUCUAUUCGGUUCGGAACUCGAAAUGAAUAGUACAUAUUCGAAAUACCGAAUAUUUUUCGAAUAGUUUUCGAAUAAUCAGCACCGACGGGAUAACCCCGAAGUAACGAAACUUCGGAACAGCUAGAGGUCAUUCAUCUUCCUUUAAUCACUAAAUUACCAAUGUUCAUGCAGUCCAAGAUUUACAGGAAUACCGACGCUAUACUGAUUGGCGGAUCGAGGCGUUAUUUCUAAAAACUUCACUCUUACUCAUGUUUUGCUGCACGGCUGCAUUACAUUAUUCAGUUUCUGUCUUCAUCUAGUAAUAAGUGGAAGUGGGCACUGCGACUGCUUUCAGCCUCACGAAUAACAACAGACGCAAGUGUUGUGUUUGCUUAAAUUGCUCUUGCAGAUGCAGCUUUCAACACUGAUGUUUACAAGCUUUCGGUGCCGAAGCCCAGUGUGAGGACAGGUUUACCAGUUUCAUUAUAUUUUUAGCUCUAUUCGUGAUGCUUGGUUUAAAAUUCUUUAGUUUUUAUGUCUCAGCUUUAUUUAAGAGCAGGUGACAAAGUAUCACCGUGAUUACUGCAGUCGCUGCUGUAUUUCAACCUACAGUUGCAAAAUAUUUCGAAGGUUCUCGUCGCUGCGGUACACGAGUUUACCACAGCUUGUAUAAUUAGGGCAUUUUGAGUCGGUUAAAAGUAACCGCAACUUAUUUUGGUGAAAGCCUGUGAAUAUUUUUUUUUUCAAUUAAGUUGUUGUGGAGUUCUAGGACUGUUUUAAAAAUAGUUGUUUUACUAUUCGAAAACUAUUCGAAGAUUAUUCGAUUAGCAUUUGUACUCUAUUCAGUAUCAUCACUAUUCGAUUUGUACUCGAAUCGGUUCCAAAACUCACUAUUCGCACGCCCCUAUUUCUAAACUAUCUGGAAAGACAACAUGUAUACACAUGUGUAAUUCACCGCAUCUUUUUUGCACUGUUCUCGUUACUGAAAACAAUGCUUUAUAUCUGUCUUACUACUACUCUAGAAGAAGUCUAGUGUUAAUCAACGUAUAAUUCGUGGAGAUCGACGCUGUAGGUGUACUAAAAGCAAUUGUUAUUUGUUAUAUUGUUAUUGUAGUAACGUGUACAGAAAGUCUAUUUAUAAAACUUCAGUUGCUUAUCGCGAUUUUUUUUUUCACUCAUAUGCCCAAUAACUGUAUGGUUCGAAGUUUCGCAGUUUUGCGUACAUUUCUUUUUUUACUUCCUCACAUUGUACGUAAUUUUUUCUGCCCAUUUAUGUUACAACUAUAGUUCCGGUUUUGCCGAGUGUGAAAAGUUCUUCCCCGCUGUAUUUACAACCAAGUGUUAUCUUUAUUGCUUUUUUAUGUCCCUAGAUCUGCUACUUAGUUUUCUCGUGCAUUCCGCGCAGAUGUCCAUAAAUUCUUGUUUGGAUGCGCAUUCAUAAUCAUGCUUUAUACUUCAUCCUCA
Rhipicephalus sanguineus (brown dog tick) is the source of this 3555-nucleotide messenger RNA. RefSeq lists its product as uncharacterized. The record is from RefSeq and is a predicted model, not a curated record. The transcript is spliced from 4 exons. Lineage: Eukaryota; Metazoa; Arthropoda; Arachnida; Ixodida; Ixodidae. Bases 706 to 1452 code for a protein of 248 amino acids.